GCCGGGAAGGGCUCUUCCCGCGUCGCUUGUAGUUGGUUCUCGCCGCUGAUCCUUUGCAGCGUAUUGCUCCCCCAACAGGCAAAACUUUCUAUCCGCACACAGAUCCACACACUGACGUCUUUUGCGCAUUUCCUGCAUUGGGGAGACAGACACACCGAGCGAGCGAGAGAGCGAGCGAGAGGGCCAGCUGGGGGAGCCUUCCUCGCCCAGCAUCAGGCAAGCCUAGCCCGUGGCACAAGCCAGACCAGCGGCCUUGAGUUGGGGAGGGAAGGGCGGGAACCUCGUUUGCCGGCGUGAGAUCUUUUUUUUUCUUUUCCUUUUUUUAAAACAAAAAUGAUCCUCUGAAAAUAACAGAAAGAAAAAAGAGCCGCCCGCCUUUCCCGAGCAGGUCGAUCGGGAGCAGCUUCUCCUCAUGCAUUGGCUUCGAUCCCCUGGAUCCUUGGCCUUGGAGGAGGAGGAGGAGGAGGCGGAGAAGGCGAGGAAGCUCCCGCAGCAGCCGAGGCGGAUGUAAGGUUCCUCGGACUGUGUGAUUCCCCCCCUCCCUCCCUCUCCCCUUCAGUCGGAAAGGCUGCGAAGUGGGCAGGGCUGCGCGCGUUAGGUUCGGUGUUCCUGGGUGUUUGCUUUUCUUUCCGACCCCCUUCCCCCCUCCCCUCCUCUCCCCUCCCUCCCCUCCCCUGUUGUUCCUGCCGCCGCCGCCGGCGCACAGGCAAGUCAGCAGCAGAGCGUGAGCGCCGGAUUGCUUUCAGCGGAGGACUGCUCAAGGAUUACGCUCUUUAAAGAGAGAAAGACGACGCCGGGGGGGAAGUCUUUCUUUUAAGAAAAUAAUAAUAAUAAUAAUAUCUACGCAUAUACAUAUAUAGCUCUCGAGACGUCCCUCUAUUCCACCCCGCUCCCAAGGAUUCUUUUGAAUGUGCUGCGAUCGCAUUUUGGAUUUCUGCAAGCAGGAACGCGAUCCCUCUCCCCUUCCCUUCGGCCCCCCUCACCCCCGCCUUUUGUUUUUCCGUUUAAAAAAAACACACGGAGAGGCCAGUCUCUCUGAAAUAUAUGCCUCUGUGUUUGCAUGCAUGCAUGCGUGUGUGUGUAUAUAUACACAUGCGUGCACACAUGAAUGUAUGCAUGUAUGCAUUCAGUGGGUGUCGCAAGGGGGAAAACUAGCCAAAGCCACCGAAAGGAGCCCCCUGCACCCACCCACCCCCCACUUCACUUAAACCUGCCUUCUUAUUUAUUGAGACAUCUCCCAGAAACCUUCCUGGCUCCGGAGCGUGCUUAAUCCCAAGGAAAAGGAAAGCCAUCUAAUCAUGGUGGUUUUUAAUGGCAUGCUGAAAAUCAAAAUCUGCGAGGCGGUGAAUCUCAAACCCACCCCUUGGUCGCUACGGCAUGCGGUGGGUCCCAGGCCACAGACCUUUCUACUGGACCCAUACAUCGCCCUCAAUGUGGACGAUUUCAGGAUCGGGCAGACCUCCACCAAGCAGAAAACCAACAGCCCUGCCUGGAACGAUGAAUUUGUCACCGAUGUUAACAACGGCAGAAAGAUUGAAAUGGCCGUUUUCCACGAUGCCCCCAUCGGGUACGACGAUUUUGUGGCUAACUGUACCAUCCAGUUUGAGGACUUGCUGCAGAACGGGAGUCGGCACUUCGAGGACUGGAUUGAUUUGGAGCCAGAAGGAAGAGUGUACGUCAUCAUAGAUCUUUCGGGCUCUUCAGGUGAAGGGGAAGGAACUUCAGAAGAUAGCAGAUCAGAUUCUGUACAUUGGAGUCCCACUCAAAGAAGAGGAACUUCAAUCAUCUCAUCCAAAGACAAUGAAGAAAGAGUAUUUAGGGAACGGAUGCGCCCCAGGAAGCGCCAGGGGGCAGUGCGACGCAGGGUCCAUCAGGUUAAUGGGCACAAGUUUAUGGCCACUUAUCUUAGACAACCAACCUAUUGUUCACACUGCCGAGACUUUAUAUGGGGAGUAAUAGGAAAGCAAGGGUACCAAUGUCAAGUUUGCACUUGCGUAGUCCACAAGCGAUGCCAUGAGCUUAUAAUAACAAAGUGCGCUGGCUUGAAGAAGCAGGAAGCCCAUGAUGAGGUGGGUUCUCAGCGUUUCAGUGUUAACAUGCCUCACAAGUUUAGCAUUCACAAUUACAAAGUGCCCACCUUCUGUGACCACUGUGGUUCAUUGCUUUGGGGUCUUCUGAGACAAGGUUUACAAUGCAAAGUUUGCAAGAUGAAUGUACAUAGACGCUGUGAAACAAAUGUAGCACCCAACUGUGGAGUAGAUGCUAGAGGCAUAGCUAAAGUACUUGCAGAUCUUGGCGUUACUCCAGAUAAGAUCACUAAUAGCGGACAAAGGAGGAAGAAGCUUGUUCCAGGUGCAGAAUCUCAACCGCCAGUUCCUGGAUCCUCACCAGGAGAAGAUGACAGAUCAAAGUCAGCGCCAACUUCCCCAUGUGAUCAAGAAAUCAAAGAGCUUGAAAAUAACAUCAGGAAAGCGUUAUCAUUUGACAAUCGGGGAGAAGAACAUAGGGGAGCAGCAACAAGCUCAACUGAUAGCCAACUUAAUACACCGGGGGAGAAUGGGGAAAAUAGUGAUGUCAAAGCUCAGACAAAGCGAAUGGGCCUGGAGGAAUUCAACUUCAUCAAAGUAUUAGGAAAAGGCAGCUUUGGAAAGGUCAUGCUAGCGGAACUCAAAGGUAAAGAUGAAGUAUAUGCUGUGAAAGUCUUAAAGAAAGAUGUCAUUCUUCAAGAUGAUGAUGUGGACUGUACAAUGACAGAAAAACGGAUUCUGGCAUUAGCACGAAAGCAUCCGUAUUUAACACAGCUCUACUGCUGCUUCCAGACCAAGGACCGCCUAUUUUUCGUCAUGGAAUAUGUCAAUGGAGGAGACCUAAUGUUUCAGAUUCAACGUUCACGCAAAUUUGACGAGCCUCGCUCCCGCUUCUAUGCAGCAGAAGUCACAUCGGCACUCAUGUUCCUACAUCAACAUGGCGUCAUCUACAGGGACCUGAAACUGGACAAUAUUCUUUUGGAUGCAGAAGGUCAUUGCAAACUGGCUGACUUUGGAAUGUGCAAGGAAGGAAUCUUGAAUGGAGUAACAACUACUACCUUUUGUGGAACACCAGACUACAUAGCUCCAGAGAUCCUCCAGGAAUUAGAAUAUGGUCCUUCUGUAGAUUGGUGGGCACUGGGGGUUCUCAUGUAUGAAAUGAUGGCUGGACAACCGCCCUUUGAAGCUGAUAAUGAAGAUGACCUCUUUGAGUCUAUCCUACAUGAUGAUGUGCUAUAUCCAGUAUGGCUUAGCAAAGAAGCUGUCAGCAUUUUGAAAGCUUUCAUGACAAAAAACCCAAACAAACGCCUGGGCUGUGUAGCAUCUCAGAACGGUGAAGAUGCCAUUAAACAGCAUCCAUUCUUCAAAGAAAUUGACUGGGUUCUUCUAGAACAAAGGAAAAUUAAGCCACCCUUCAAACCUCGGAUUAAAACCAAAAGGGAUGUAAAUAACUUUGAUCAAGACUUUACACGAGAAGACCCAAUAUUAACACAAGUGGAUGAGACAAUUAUAAAGCAAAUCAACCAAGAAGAAUUUAAAGGCUUCUCAUAUUUUGGAGAAGAGCUGCUGCCAUAAGAUAUUUCCCCCACCCCUAAAUUGGAACCACCAGAUCACAGAUGCUGCAAGUUGUGUUCUGAAAAAUCCUCCAGCUACAUCAUCAAGAACUGCUUCUCUGAUCAUGAGCCUAAACCCAUUACUUUCUACUGUCUAUUUAUUGUUAUAUUUCUUUGAUCUGGAGGCACUCAUAUUAGCUGUUUUACAGAGCAAUGCAAAAUAUUUGUAUUAGAAAUUGUAAAGGUAACACAUUGCUGUUGUUGUUUUUUGCUGCUGUGUCUCUUUCUACUCAGACUUUCUUUUAAUUUCAGGAAGGCUUUGCCUUUUUAAAAUCAUCAGGCACUGUCAAAAGUAAUUUGUUCAGCCAUUUUUAAUAUUUAAAAAUCACUAGGAAUUUUAGCUUCAUCUUUUAAGGCUUGAAAUUAUGGUCUAGAGUAUGUGGGGGGGAGGAAUAUAACUUUUUUCCAAGUUACCAUAAAUAGGUAUCUCAUCACAUUGUGCUAGAUGGAUAGUAUAUUUGUUAUAUGAUUAUGGACAGAGAGAAAUACUUCAUUAUGACUUAUUUUCAACUCAGAUAUGAAUCUAUAAAUCAGCCAUAAGAUUUACUGAGCUUGGAAUCAGCUCAUUGCAUUCUGCAAUGAUUGCUAGGGGGGCCUUAUGAAGCAUGAGAGAUAAAUGUAAAACCCUUUGCCAUUGAUUUCAAUAAAUUGUCAACAGGAAUAGUUGAGUUUACAUCCUUAACAUUCAAAUGGAUAGGUUGGCAGUGAACUUCAUUCCUCAACAGGCAACUCUUUCCAUAGAAUGCAACCUUAGGAAACUGAAGUUUUGCAUAGUGUCAGGCAAGAGAAAUAUGCUCUACUCUGUCAAAUGUGAUCUUCUCAAAAGUUAUGUUGUGUGUCUUAGAAUGUGUUUUUCGACCUCAGCAUCUUUAAAAUGUGUGGACUUCAACUCCCAGAAUUCCCUAUGUUGGAAUGCUGGGAGUUGAAAUCUACACAUCUUAAUGUUGCUACUAUCGAAAAAACUAUGUCCUUAGAAGAUAAGUCUGAUGGAGAACAAACUCCCAUAUUCUUGUCCUUAGAUUUAGAUUCACUGAAAUAAUUCAGAUUUCAUCUUGCUUCGGUUAAUUUAAAUUCAGUUCCUUAUUAGGCCUGCUUUAAUUAAGUCUGGCUCCACACGUCGGUUAAAUGUUUUUACACAUUUGGGCUAAUCAAUGCAAGUAAUUUAUAGAACCAUUUCUUUCCAAUUCAUGUGCAUAGAAUGGAGAUGCCAGGUUUCCAAUAUUCAAAAUAAAUUUAAUGAAGCAUUUACCUUUGAAAGGCAAGCAUUUUAAAUAUAUGAGAGCUGAGAUCUUAUCUUGCUCAAUAUGGCUACUAAUUGAUGCUCCAGUUAUAAUACCAGGUAUGCCUUCAUUAAUUGCUGUCCCAAGGCAUUGUUGCCACACUGCUUGCUCUUUACCUGGUGGCGAAAGAGAUGCUAGAAACCCACGUAGUUCUAGUACACAUAAUAGUUUAAUAAACUGUGUAGAGGCUGAAAUCCACAAAAGCAGCUGAAAAUAGUUUACAUCCAUUUAACCUCGGAGGGUUAAAUGAAGAGGUAACUGAAACCUGUUGAUACACUACAUUUUUCAGAACUCAGAUUUUUUAAAAAAUACACUGCCUUGGUUGAUUUAAAAACCCUCAUUGUGAUUAGAAGCAACAGAGGGCAGCAGUGUUGAUAAUUCUCAGAAUUCAAAGAUGUGAACAAACCUACAUAAUCCGCCCUAAUCUUUUUCACAAUCAGAUCAAAAGAAAAGGCAGCUUUCCACAU
Messenger RNA from Thamnophis elegans (Western terrestrial garter snake), 5387 nucleotides. It is a transcript of the gene PRKCE, whose product is annotated as protein kinase C epsilon. Gene Ontology annotation, biological process: protein phosphorylation. Bases 1299 to 3602 code for a protein of 767 amino acids. Gene Ontology annotation, molecular function: ATP binding; diacylglycerol-dependent serine/threonine kinase activity. The transcript is spliced from 16 exons. The record is from RefSeq and is a predicted model, not a curated record. NCBI's taxonomy places the organism in Eukaryota, Metazoa, Chordata, Lepidosauria, Squamata, Natricidae.